Molecule: messenger RNA, 1243 nt
Organism: Arachis ipaensis
Lineage: Eukaryota; Viridiplantae; Streptophyta; Magnoliopsida; Fabales; Fabaceae
Source: RefSeq, a predicted model, not a curated record
UAUAAGAAAUUGUUAUCUUUCAAUUGGUUGAGAUUCUUUUACACUUAAUUAUAUUCUUCGAUUAGGAGGUCAUAUAUAUUAAUACUAGUUAUUUAACUGCAUUGCUUGUACUUUACAUAUGAUGCUAUCUUUUUUUGUUUUUGUUGGUGCUGUAAAUCUACGAUAUGUACAUUUGAAACUACAAAGUGCUUGUUAAAUGGAUAAGGCUGAUCAUGAAGAAAGUUUUUUGGUCCCCAAUAUGGAAGACAUCUUUAAUUGUGAAUUCCCACUAAACCUUUCCUUUAAGUUCGGGGUCGAUAAUCAGGAAAAUCUGUUAACCCUUGAAAACCAAGAACAUAUAUUAACAGUUUUGAGGGAGGAUUGGAAAAGACGACAGAAAUUAUGCACCAUUACACUGAUAUGUUACAUUGUGCACAUGUUAUAUUUAUUGAGAUUUAUGUCUACGCGGGUUGACAAAUCCAUUUCCCAUAAAUUGGUUGGGCGAGAACAAAUUCGAGCUACUUUAAUGCAACAGUUAAGAGAAACUCAUAGGUGUCGUGACAUCCUACGCAUGGGCCCUGAUGCAUUUCUUCAAUUGUGUGAGAAAUUAAGAGCAACAUGUCAAGUGAGGGAUACAAAAUAUGUUACAGUAGAGGAGCAAGUUGCUAGGUUCUUGUAUAUAAUAGCUCAUAAUGUGAAAACUAGAACCGUUUCUUUUUUCUACCACCGGUCUGGAGAAACUGUUAGCCGCCACUUCCAUGCUGUGUUACGGGCAAUUAUUUUACUAGAAGAUGAAUUUCUUCGACAACCAUCUGCAUCCAUUGUUUCUCCGGCGAUCCUUCACAAUCAUAGAUUUUAUCCUUAUUUCAAGGACUGUAUUGGAGCUAUAGAUGGAACACAUUUUCGUGUCAAAGUACCCAUAGCGGAUCAACCUAAAUUUCGAGGGAGAAAAGACUGGCCGACACAGAAUGUAUUAACUGCAUGUGAUUUUGAUAUGAAGUUCACUUAUGUAUUAACAGGUUGGGAAGGAACAACAUUUGACUCAAAAGUUCUUAAGAAUGCAUUAUCGAGAAGUGAUAAUCUUAAACUUCUACGAGAUCCUGAUCCACAUCUCAUAGCUCAAGUUAACCGAGAACUACAAGAAAAUAAUCCAGAAGAGGAUGAAGUAGUUCGACAUGAACAAGAUGAAGACUAUAGGCGGGGGGCCAUAUUAAGGGAUGAAAUAGCUGCUCAAAUGUGGGCUGACUAUCAACUAGGACUCUGA